Fusarium subglutinans is the source of this 1098-nucleotide messenger RNA. RefSeq names its product pyridine nucleotide-disulfide oxidoreductase family. The transcript has a single exon. Bases 1 to 1098 code for a protein of 365 amino acids. Gene Ontology annotation, biological process: aerobic electron transport chain. NCBI's taxonomy places the organism in Eukaryota, Fungi, Ascomycota, Sordariomycetes, Hypocreales, Nectriaceae. Gene Ontology annotation, molecular function: NAD(P)H dehydrogenase (quinone) activity. The record is from RefSeq and is a predicted model, not a curated record.
AUGAUGAAACAACCCCUUGGGCAGCUUUUUACACCGGCUGGUAUCAACUUCUUCCAAGGCACCGUCGAGACAAUCGACACACACAAGCAAAUAGUCCAUGUCACAUCUCUAUCUGGUGACGAAUCUGAUAUUACUUACGACCGGCUUGUCCUUGCAGCCGGGAGCACAGUUGCGCGACCCAAGAGUGUUACCGGUCUCGAGCAGUAUGCCUUUGACAUUGAUUCCAUCGCAGCUGCCACCAAGCUUGAGUCUCAUAUCAAGAAUCUGGAAACCAUUCCCGUCGGCAAAGCUCGCAACACUGUGGUUGUCUGCGGAGGUGGCUUCACAGUCAUUGAGAUUGCGACAGAACUACCCAAUAUGCUCAAUAAUAUUGAGCACCCUCGCGUUGUUCUCGUUGAAAGUGCUCCAGUUAUUGGUCCUGAGCUUGGAGAAGGUCCUCGUCCAACGAUCAUGAAAGCUCUGAAUGCUCUCGGUGUUGAGCUCAAUCUCGGUGCUUCUGUUACUUCAGUUGACUCGAGUGGAGUCAAUCUUUCGUCUGGACAGCGGAUUGAAUCUAUGACUGUCAUCUGGACCGCUGGAGUGCGCGCAACAUCCCUGACACAGCAGAUUCCUGGCCAGAGAGACAUGCUCUCCCGACUUCACGUCGACCAAGAUCUCCGCGUUCCUGGCAGUCCUCACGUCUUUGCAACCGGUGACGCCGCCCAUGCGGCAACUGAUGCCAAGGGCAAUAUCGCCAUGCCCUCAUGCCAACACGCCAUCGUCCUCGGCCGUUUCUCAGGACAAAACGCAGCAGCAGACCUCCUCGGCGAGCCAACUCUUCCGUAUUCUCAACAUGGAUACGGCACUUGUCUUGGACCUUGGGGUGCGAUGUUAGCUAAUGGCUGGGACAGGGAGGUCACAGUGACAGGGCAGAUCGCGAAACAGGUGAAAAGAUACGUCAAUCAGAAAGCGAUCAGACUUCCAGAUACCGCCAAGGAGGCGCUAGAUGCUGCAGAUCCCGCUUCUUACGAAUCAUACAGUCGUCUCAAGCAUGUGAUCGGUGUAUUGGGGUGGACUUUGCGCAACUCCCUUUGUAACAAGAAGACGAGAGUUCCCUAG